Molecule: messenger RNA, 1215 nt
Organism: Exophiala bonariae
Lineage: Eukaryota; Fungi; Ascomycota; Eurotiomycetes; Chaetothyriales; Herpotrichiellaceae
Exons: 2
Coding region: 1-1215 (404 amino acids)
Molecular function (GO): protein binding
Source: RefSeq, a predicted model, not a curated record
AUGUCAGAAAGCCCACCUGCACCAACAUACGUAUUGCGCGGUCACUCAUCCGCCGUCCAUGCCCUCGAGUUCUUCGGAUCAAACACCUACUUGGCAUCCGGGGACACUGAUGGCUGGCUCGUAAUAUGGAAGUUGUCAUCCAAGCGACCGGUGGCUGUUUGGAAAGCCCAUGAGGGUGGGCUGAUGCAGAUCAAGCAGUGGACAGGUGAGAGACUCAUCACGCAUGGAAGAGAUCACAAGAUUCGCGUAUGGCAACUACGAAACGAAGAUUUUCCAGUGCUAAGCACAACGUUACCCAAUGAAACACCCUCAGACCAGCAGGAGACUCAACAGCAGCCAUGGCUCUUGCAUUCGCUCUCGGUGAAUGCCCUGAACUUCUGCGCUUUUUCUUUAUGUGAUCAGAACCCGGCACGGAAAUCACUCUCAAUUACUACACCCACGCCGCAACUGCUCGCUUCACCCAACGGCCUUGAUUCUGGCGGGAUCGAUAUCUUCCAGCUCCCUUCUGAGCGGCGCGUGUCGCAAUUACAAUCUGACCCAUCUUUCAACACAGGUAUGGUCAUGGCAGUCAAAUUAUGCCAUACCAAUGAACCACAGAGCAAGCUACUCCUCAUCUCGGGCUACGAGGACGGACACGUGAUGGUGCACAGCCAUUCCGGCGCCUUCGACAGCAAAGAUCACACCUGGGUGAAACUCAUGGUGGGCAAGCCGCAUUCACAGCCCGUAUUGUCACUGGACGUCUUACCCUCAACAUCUCACUUCAUCACAUCGAGUGCGGAUGCUAUUGUGGCGAAGUUCGCGCUCGCCUUGGUCGAGACUGGGCGGGUAGAGAGUCAAAGCCCAGAGAAGUCAGUCAACACGAAACAUGCCGGCCAGCAAGGCUUGGUUGUGCGAUCGGAUGGCAAGAUAUUCGCCACGGCCGGCUGGGAUGGACGGAUACGGGUCUACUCUUCUAAGACAAUGAAGGAAUUGGCCGUCCUCAAGUGGCACAAAGAUGGAUGCUAUGCUGUUAAUUUUGCUGAGGUGGUCCUAGAUGACCAAAAGAAUUCAUCUGCAGAAGCAGCUCACUUUGGAUCUUCUGAUUCGACGGCGUUAGCAACGAGAAUGACAGCACUGGAUCACAUCAAGCAGGAGAGAGAAGACAAGGUGCGAUCAACACACUGGCUUGCAGCCGGUGGGAAAGAUGCAAAGAUUACGCUGUGGGAGGUGUAUUGA